Penicillium roqueforti is the source of this 1725-nucleotide messenger RNA. Its product is annotated as TRAPP trafficking subunit Trs65 domain-containing protein. The coding region runs from base 1 to 1725 and encodes 574 amino acids. Lineage: Eukaryota; Fungi; Ascomycota; Eurotiomycetes; Eurotiales; Aspergillaceae. Gene Ontology annotation, biological process: intra-Golgi vesicle-mediated transport. Gene Ontology annotation, cellular component: TRAPPII protein complex; trans-Golgi network. The record is from RefSeq and is a predicted model, not a curated record. The transcript is spliced from 4 exons.
AUGCCUGGUCUGGAGAUCCCAGGUGAAUUCUUGCGUCAUGCAAUUCUUGAUACCGUCGUGCUUCAUGCUCCAGCAUUUGACAUUGAGCGCGCCCUGAGUUCGGCCCUAGAGGACGGAGCUGAUGAUCUCCCCUCUGUUCUCUCGUCAAUCCCCCAACGGUCUCUAUUGUUCUUUGAUGAAUUUUUGCCUGUCCGUAUCAUCUUGAGACUAUCUGAUUGCUCAGAAACGACCUUGAAACACUACCUGCCACGACUCGAAGUCAAGCUCGAUGUCUUUGCUGUCGAUCCAGCAGAAUCAGUUGGCGAAAACCUCACGCCAACUCGCGAUAUAAUAUUCUCAGGAAUUGUCGGUCGAGAUGAGGAUCCCCUAGUAGUCUUCAAUGAAUUCGAAGGUGAUGAAGGCAGUGGGAAUCAUGUCUAUUUGGUUUGGAACAUCGAGACUAUACUGCGGCGUCCCCGUAUUCGAAUCCAACAUCCGUCACUCUUAUUCAUUGCGUCUGCCAGUCUGAAUCCGGCUGACGCUCGCCGUCGAGAGAAUUCGGGGGAUGACUAUCUCCCCUCACUCGUCCCCGCAUCGACCAAUAUGCUGCAAUCUCUAUCCACUGAUAAAUCUUUCAAUCAUAAAGAGCCUUUCCUCCCCGCUUCCAGACUAUUGAGGGUUGUACCGACAACAUACGACGAAGACCCGAUUUACAAUAUCCAGCAACAACACGGUCACCCCUUUCGCGUUGUGCCAGCCGCAAGCGCAAGGAUUCGAUACUCUCGGUUAAGCUCCUACACGGCUAUACCGAUGACCGUGGCCAGUCUUGACUUUGAGGUCACCCCUUAUCUGGCUUGCGAGGUCUCCUUUGACAAAGCGAAUCUUCACCUGUCCGAGGGAACGAUUGAGUCGCUUUCAGACACACCGGGCCUGGCUCUUCCUAUUACUUGCCGUCCGCGAGACGAUGUGACCCUCAUGUAUAAACUUACACCGGAGUAUGGCCCAGAGACCAAUCCAUCAUCUACCGCGUUAGUCAGCACGCUGGACAUAUCUCUCGAGGCAGCAAUUCUUGUGGAUGACGACUGCAAGCCACGUAUUUCUAUGCAGUGGAGAACCAACGUCGAUUUCUCAGUCGCCCUAAAUCCGAAUUUUGGGGGGCCCAGUCCAGCGCUGCAAAGGACCAACCGCCCUACCAGUCUAUCGGUGUCAACCCAAGUGGGUGUGAACCCUCAUCGAAGCUCAUUGCGAGAACGAGCAUAUUCGGUCACCGACGUGGGUAUCACAAUCUCAUUCUCUGGACCUGUUCGUGUGCAAGUGGGCUGUGUCUUCUCUUGGGAUGUUUUUAUUGUCAAUCGAUCAAACGCUCCUCGAAAGUUUGCCUUGAUCGCCAUACCCAAGCGGAAAAGCGUGGACCCACGAGGCCAUGUUGCUCGGCCUUCAUCGUCAUCUAUCACCAGCCGGAAAGAGGACCAAGUGGCCGAGGCGGUAACUGACGAUAAUAUCGUGCAUGCGAGGCAAAAGAGUGUGGCUGGUCAGGAAGUGGAACUGAUCAGCUUGAGCACAGACAUUCGCGUGGGCCCCCUCCUCCCAGGAACUUGCCAUUCGACUGAACUCAAACUCCUUCCCCUAGCUACAGGCCCACUUCAUUUGGAGGCGGUCCGGCUUGUAGAUGUGAACACGAACGAAACGACUGAUAUCCGAGAUCUUCCGGACAUUUUGGCGGAUGAUCAGCCUCGCUCUAGUUAA